CCGCGCGGGAGUCUUCAGGUCCACGUUCGUCACGUUGCCAUAUCUGGUAAAAAGGUCUUCCACGUCGCGCUCUCGGAUGUCCAUGGGCAAGUUGCCCACAUAUACGCGUGCGGCCAUGAUUGCUUGGGUGCAGUGAACUCAAUUACUUUGAUCUCGUCCCGCGAACCCUGUAUCUAUGGCUGA
Nannochloropsis gaditana CCMP526 is the source of this 183-nucleotide messenger RNA. RefSeq lists its product as uncharacterized. The record is from RefSeq and is a predicted model, not a curated record. The annotation marks the transcript as partial. The transcript has a single exon.